Molecule: messenger RNA, 1842 nt
Organism: Xenopus laevis (African clawed frog)
Lineage: Eukaryota; Metazoa; Chordata; Amphibia; Anura; Pipidae
Gene: clec4g.L
Product: C-type lectin domain family 4 member G L homeolog
Exons: 7
Coding region: 958-1581 (207 amino acids)
Source: RefSeq, a predicted model, not a curated record
GCAUACUAAAAGUUCAUUUGAAGAUGAAAACCCCCUUUAAAAGUUGCCUCAAAGUAAUUUGGCUUUAGUUGGACGGUUUAAUUGUGAUGUUCAGUUUUCUGUAGGGUUUCUAGAAGUUCUCAGACUCUAGACUUCAAUACGUUUUUCCUAUUUGAGAGGCAACUGAAUUAAAUGUACCCUUUUCUAAUGGUUCAUGGGGCUUACAUAUACUGUGGAUAAAUGUGAGACAAAAUUGUAUUACAUUGCACAGAAUUCCUCUAAUGUCAACUCUGAGUGGAGUCUUCCAACAAGACAAAAACUCUUAGAAGAUUGGUGGGAGCAGAGGUGGGUCACAUUAUUAUAAUAUGAAAUCUGUACUUAUGUUAUUAAGGAUUCAUAUAUAAAAACAAGUAAUAACAAGUCAGAUUGUGGCAGAGAGAGAAUAGGAAGUGCAAUCAUCAGAUAUUUUACCCUCCACCUAUUUAUUGUAACACAACUGAUGUCUGAACCAUCAAGAUCUGGUAUCAGCAGUGAGUCAUUGGUUGUAGGGCAGAACUAUCUAACCCUAUCAAAAUCUCCUCCUAAUUUUAAUAGAAUGCAUCGUGAGAAGACCCAGAUAACUCAUGUUUCAGGGGAAGAAGAUUAAUAAAUCUCCCCAAAUCUCAGGCAUAAAUCACUAAGUACAGGGAGUGGCUGUCAAGAGAUAGAAAGAUAAGUUGCUACAAAUACUUCUGUGCUGAGCUGCAGUGGGGAAAGAACUGAUGGCAGACGUCUCGUUGGUUCUAAACAGUCGCAUCCACAUUGUUACUUCUACAUUACUGACAAACAGAACCAUUUCAGCCUAUAUCAAGUGUCUGCUGACGCUGGGCAGAGUUGAUAAGAAGGCUUCAACGUGUGACUAGAAGACCAGCAAACAGGAAGCUUAGAACAUCCUUUGAGAGGCAAAUAAAGAAUAUACAAAGCGGAUUAUAAGUACAAAUGCAAGAAGUGGAGAGUGCUUAUGGAAAUGUGUUGGGAAAAGUUCCUUCAUCUGGUAAGAAGAAAUGCUCAUCAAGGAGGCUGGUAUUCAUCCUAAUGGGUCUAACCAUCACUAUGCUCCUGCUCUUAAUGAUCGUGGCUGCCUUUCUAUUUGUUAUGUAUUUUCAUACAUUUGAGGGGAGGAAGACCAUUGAACAGAGCAUCUCACAGAUGACACAAAACGUUCCAGAUAAAUCCUGUGGUUCUUGCUGGAAGAAAUUUGAUGGAAGCUGUUAUUACUUUGAAGUAAAUCGAAUGACCUGGAUAGAGGCUCAUCUCUCUUGUAAAAGGAUGGAUAGUGACCUGGUCAUUAUCAACAGCGACAUUGAGCAGAAAUUUCUUCACAGUAAAACUGGUGACGAUCUUUACUGGAUUGGUCUCGAGAAGAUUAGAGACGUCUGGACAUGGGUUGACGGAACAAUCCUCAAAGCAUCAUCUGGAUUUUGGCAAACAGGGGAACCAAAUAAUAAACACGGGAAUGAAAAAUGCACUCACCUAUCCUUUGAGGGAAAGAUGAAUGACGCACGAUGUGACGAUGUGGAAUACAAGUGUCGCGCCAUCUGUGAGAAAAAAAACAUCUCAUGAAAAGAAAAAAGGAUGAACAUUUGGCCCACACUUUAUACCUUUGACUCCACUUUAUUCCCUGGCCCCAUGUUUUAGGACAUAGCAUAACUUCAUGGAUUGUGCAAUGACUGUGUGUUGCAGUUAUGGUCAAUGCAUAUUUUUGUUUACUAUUAAGUGUACAAUGUCCAGACAAAAUAACUAUAUUAACUUGCUACUAGCAAGUUUGCAAGGGUAGAGAAAAAAUAGAGCAUUGCUAUAUAAAUAAACAAAGAAAUAAUAUUA